AGCGCCCCCCCGGCGCUGGCCGGCCACGGCAAGGGCCCCCUCCGGGGGAGCCUUAAGGCAGCCAACAUCAAGCGUGAAAUGACCUUCCAUGCAUUUCAACAGGAGGAUGUAAAAAGUGACAUCAGUCGAAAACUGCCAGACCAACAGUUUCUCCUGUUCACCACAAAGGAGGAAGAUUUAAAAACAGCAGAGACCAAAAAACUAAACAGAGCUCAUGAGUAUGAAAAGGAAAACACUCGUUCAGUUUGUCUUCUGGAACAGAAGCGCAAGGUUGUUUCUUCAAAUAUUGACGUGCCUCCAGCAAGGAAAUCUUCAGAAGAACUGGACAUGGAUAAAGUAACAGCAGCCAUGGUACUCACCAGUUUAUCCACCAGCCCUUUGGUCCGCAGCCCUCCUGUCCGACCCAAUGAAUCCCUGAAUGGGUCUUGGAAGGAAGGAGGAUUUGUGCCUUCUAGUACCAGCAGCAGUGGAUACUGGAGCUGGAAUGCUCCCAGUGACCAAUCCAACCCAUCCACCCCAUCUCCACCUCUGUCAGCUGAUAGCUUCAAAGCUUUUCGGACACCUUCCCAGCCAGAUGAUGGUAUUGAUGAAGGUGAAACAAGCAACCUUCUCUUCGAUGAACCCAUUCCUAGGAAGAGAAAGAACUCCAUGAAGGUGAUGUUCAAAUGCCUGUGGAAGAACUGUGGGAAGGUACUGAGCACAGCUGCAGGGAUUCAGAAACACAUACGGACCAUUCACCUUGGACGUGUAGGAGAGUCUGACUACAGUGAUGGAGAGGAGGAUUUUUACUAUACAGAAAUCAGGCUCAACACGGACUCAGUAGCUGAUGGCUUAAGCAGUCUUUCCCCAGUCUCUCCAUCUUUAGCAUCUCCUCCUUCCUUUCCCACCCAAGACGCAAUCCGUCCUGAAACUUCCUGUGCCAAAACCGAGACUAAAGUGAUGACACCUCUGAGCCGCUCAGCUCCUACCAACCUCUACCUCGUACACACGGACCACGCUUACCAGGCCACUCCUCCGGUGAACAUUCCAGGGUCAGCAAAAUUCACUCCCAAUGGCAGUAGCUUUAGCAUCUCUUGGCAGUCACCUCCUGUUACCUUCACCGGCAUUCCAGUCUCACCAACCCAUAAUCGUCCUGCAGGGAGUGGAGAGCAGAAACAGUCCCACACAGUUCUUUCAUCACCGCCUAGAGUAGCAUUUGGCUUGAGGAAGCCUAGAGGGGAGGGGAAAAAGUGUCGGAAGGUCUAUGGGAUGGAGAACAGAGAUAUGUGGUGCACUGCCUGCCGAUGGAAGAAGGCCUGCCAAAGGUUCAUCGACUAACGAUUGAAAUUAUGCAGAGGAUUUGGGGAGAGGGAGGACAACAGCAGAAGCAGAUUGCUGCAGCUGCACUGUAUCACUUCCCAUUUUCCCCUCCAGUGAUGUGGUGUUGGGCGUUUUGGUUUUUUGGGGUGGGUUUUUUUGUCUGUUUUUUUGUUUUUUAAGAGCUUUGUAUUUCAAAAUGAAGCACUUGUAGCCAAGGAGAAGCACUAAUUAAAACCUGUGUGGAGCAAUAGAGAAAAAAAAAAAAAAAGCAAAACCAAGACCACACAACAAAAUCUGUCUCAGUAAGUGUGGAGACCAGAGCAGCUAUUAGUGUUCUUCUGUAAAAGAAAGGAAAAGUUAAUUAUUUUGCUAACUCUGUGAGCUGCUUGCUCCCUAGGAUCAUUUUUAACCAUUUCAGUCUUUCUGCUGUGAACAUCUGUAUUUGCUAAACUGAACAAUUUUUCUUUUCCUGAAAUGAAGAUCUCUUUUUGAAAGCUUUCUAAUAAACACUUCAGAGUCAUAUAAGCUACAGUUUUCUCAACAAAAGCUGUCCUAAGACUGGAGACUGCUAAAUAAUUCUCCCGAUACAAAUGAUCAUGAUUAUAUUUUUGAAAAGGGCAUGUGGGGAAGAGUUGGGAUUUUCAUUUGUUUAUUUAUAGGAGAAAAGUAAAGCUUAUUUUGCAAGAAGGCCAAGCAGCACUCCUGGAAGAUUUUUUAAAGAGGCACAGAUCAGUGGAGUGGAACAAAGUAAUUUAAGUACCAAAUUGGAUUUUGAUCCUCUAGAGGAAGAAAAGCAGCAAUGGCAAGUCACCAGCAGAUACUGUCAUGAGAAGUCUGAGGAAAGAAAUACGGUGAUGCUUGAUUGAAACCUCCAGAAUAUAAGGGGGCUCCAGUAGCUUUUCUUAUUGCUCUCCCCUUUCUGAGGGGAGAUGAACAGUUGGACCAGCACAGCUGUUGCUGCAGGAGGCCUAUGAAGAACUGGUUAAUGCAGCCACUAGGAUUAUAUGUAACACCUAAUUCAGGGACACAAUCUAGCCCAGCAGUUCUGCUUUUACUUCCUUUUCUUAUUUCAGAGAUCAUUGUUAAGAUAAUGCUUCAUUCAGCUUUUUCUUUUGAAGCUACUAAGAUUUAGUUGAUGCAAAAAAUUGGUAGAGAAAAGAAAAUACCCUCUUUCCACAACAUCAUCUCAGAAAAAGAAGUACAACAGCCAAGGAGCAACAUACUUGUGGUAAAAGACCAUUUCUUAACUCAUUUUGAUACAUGAAUUAACGAGUUUCUCUGUUUGCAGUACUUGGAUUGAUUUGGGUAUUUCAGUUUCUCUGUCCAUUAGGAAGUAUACACUGGAAUGGGGCAGCCUGGUGUUCUGUGUCCACUUGUAUCAAAUUACUGUUAAUUAAUGAUUAUUUCAAUGCAAAAAUAAAGGAAGGAUUUACUAGGAAUUGAAUGUAUAUGGCGAAAUAAUACUUGCCUGUUAAAGAAAACAAGACACUUUAAAAAAAUCAAAGACACAGAAGCAAAACUUUGCCUAUUAAUAGAGGCAUGAAGGGCCACAAAUGCUUGGGGUUUUUUUUUUUCAUAAGAUUUGAACCAAUUGAAAUUAGACCAAAUCUUUUUCUACCUUUUUUUUUUUUUAAAUUGUCUAAGCUCACUCAUUCUUGUAAGAGCACUUUUAAGUAUCUAAACAAAUUUCUGAAAUCUGGUCCAAAGUUCACUUGAUAGCUUUAUUAAGUGUGUAGUGCUGCUUGUGUCUAUGCAAAAGCACAAAAUAACAGUGCAGUUGUUUGGAAUAUACACUGUGGAUUCCAUAAGGUAGCAGUGAAAAGAAGAAUCCAUAACAGAAGCUACUGAAGGUUAUCAUCAGAUUUUCUAUGAACAAGUUAAUUGGGCAAUCAGGUGCCUAAUUUGAGCGUGCUAUUUCUGCAGUUAUUUACAGAUUGUGUAAUUUACAUGCACAAGUGGAAAGAUACCCUUGCAUGCAUGAAAUUACUUGAUUGUUUGCCCAGUUGUGUUCUUUAAGUCACAAAAAAAGAGAAACAGACUCUGAAAUCCAGUAAGACCCUGAGAUAUA
This is a messenger RNA of Sturnus vulgaris (Common starling), 3367 nucleotides long. RefSeq names its product zinc finger protein 704 (gene ZNF704). Gene Ontology annotation, cellular component: nucleus. Gene Ontology annotation, molecular function: RNA polymerase II cis-regulatory region sequence-specific DNA binding; DNA-binding transcription factor activity. Gene Ontology annotation, biological process: regulation of transcription by RNA polymerase II. The record is from RefSeq and is a predicted model, not a curated record. Lineage: Eukaryota; Metazoa; Chordata; Aves; Passeriformes; Sturnidae.